Staurois parvus is the source of this 371-nucleotide messenger RNA. The record is from the annotation of a GenBank genome assembly. Lineage: Eukaryota; Metazoa; Chordata; Amphibia; Anura; Ranidae.
GGAUAUGACAUGGGGCAGUAUAAGCAGGAGAGGAGUGUGGAGGGUACGACAUGGGGCAGUAUAUGUAGGAGAGGAGUGUGGAGGGUACGACAUGGGGCAGUAUAUGCAGGAGAAGAGUGUGGAGGAUAUGACAUGGGGCAGUAUAUGCAGGAGAAGAGUGUGGAGGAUAUGACAUGGGGCAGUAUAUGCAGGAGAGGAGUGUGGAGGGUACGACAUGGGGCAGUAUAUGAUGGAGAAGAGUGUGGAGGGUAUGACAUGGGGCAGUAUAUGCAGGAGAGGAGUGUGGAGGGUAUGACAUGGGGCAGUAUAUGCAGGAGAAGAGUGUGGAGGGUAUGACAUGGAGCAGUAUAUGCAGGAGAAGAGUGUGGAGG